AUGGUCCAAGAUAUUUACAAGGGUGUUGAAGCGAAGCCAUUAAUCAUUGCACCAGGAGGAUUCUUCGAUGCAAACUGGUUCAAAGAAUACCUUACCAAAACAACCAAUUCACUCGAUGUGGCCACCCACCACAUAUAUAAUCUUGGUCCAGGUGUUGAUAAGCACCUUAUCGAAAAGAUCCUUGAUCCAUCUUAUCUUGAUGACGAGGCUGCUACAUUUAGCAAACUCCAGAGCGCCAUCAAGAGCUCUGCAAAUCCAGCAACUGCAUGGGUUGGCGAGGCAGGAGGGGCAUACAACAGUGGCCGAGAUGGUGUAACCAAUGCCUUUGUGUUUAGUUUCUG
Messenger RNA from Ilex paraguariensis (yerba mate), 341 nucleotides. The record is from the annotation of a GenBank genome assembly. Lineage: Eukaryota; Viridiplantae; Streptophyta; Magnoliopsida; Aquifoliales; Aquifoliaceae.